GUAAUACUUAAAUGUGUGGUCGAAUAAAACAAAAAAACAUAAUGUAACAUUAAUAUAUUAAGGUAAAAGUAUGGACAAUUACAGCCCUACUGUCGGUGUCUCCUGAGAGACAGCUUCAUCUGCUUCAUAACUGGAUGAGUGGGUAUCGCCUCGAUGGCGCGUGGGCUGCACUCUUGUGUGUCGUCCUGUAUGAAGUGCUUUGUUAUCGAUGAAGCUGUUAAUCACGACAAAAGUAUGAUUCACUCAACAGCAUGAAGAGGAAGAAGCAAAAAGAAAACAACAAAAAAACCACACACAGAAUAAACCACCAUUUGCCAGCCAAUCAUAGCAGCCCAGUGACGAGCUUCCUGGUACCACUUGUUUUCUCUUCCUCGCAGGUCCCGGUCCUCUCAUAAAUGGGGAGGCUGUGUUUGCUCCUGCACAGUCAAAAGGGAGGACGCCGUCUUCAAGCGGAGGAACGGACUCACCAUGAGGAGAACGAGCAGAGCAUCUGCCCGGACGGAGCCGUCGCGCAGGUAGCGAGGUCGCAGCCGGAGGAGAAGCGCUAUUUGCUGCGUGUUAACGCCGAGCCCAAGGACGUACGAGGCGGACACACACACAGGCGAGCCCGGGGAACACUCGCGGUGGUGGUGGGGUGGGAGGAGGAGGAGGAGGAGGUUGGCAGCCGAGGGAAAAAGGUGGACCGUCGAAAACCUGGAGAGAGACACGCGCCGGGAACGCGUUGGGCUGUCAUGCCUUGACUACAGAGGAGUAACGACCCACGGAUAGACCGCAGUCAGAUAGCAGAGGCCUCCUGCGAUGGAGCACCGCGCUCUCUGAUCCACACGGAUCCUCCCCGGCGAAGGGCGAGGUGCCCAAGUACCCAGCGGUCGACCAGCUAGACGAUCACGCGAAUUACGUUCAAGUCUACGCUGCGAAAUUGCUGAACCCCUCCAAACCCCCUCGAAAACCCACCACGUAACACCUCACACCCCUCGGUCCCGCGGAGAAUGGCUCAGUCAGAGACGUCGCCGAGCAGCUGAGAUAAACGUUAGCUCCUGUCCUUCGGGUUGUCUUCCCCUCUCCUUCUGCUCAACAGGACGCUUUAUUCACGAUUGAAGACAUUUAUGGGAUCACAAGUUUCCUCUGAUGAGAUGAGUGUGCGCGCUGGCCAGGGCAGUGAUGAGUUGCUGGUUUCACAGGCAGUGUGGGAUUACCUGGCUGCGGCUGGGCGGCCCUGGCUCAUCGACUUCCAGCACCGGCAGGGGAUGAGCGCCGGUAUCAUCAGGCGAGGGGAGAGGGGGGGCUGCUGCGCCGUGAGGCUGCAGCCGGUCGAGGCCUCCAGGAAUGGUGGAGGCGCGGUGAUGGACGGACCCAUCUCUAGCGAGACACGGAAAGCCUUCAUUGACUUGUGCCGCUGUGCCCGCAAAGAAAUGAGCAAACAGGAAGGGGGACCCAAGAGGAAGAGGGCCCUGCUGCCCUUCGCCGGAGUCCUGGAGCCAAACGGCGAGGGAAGCCUGCUUCAGCCUCCGGCUCCCCAGCCUCGGCGCUCCCAGAGACAGCAGCUGAGGUUCAGGAAGCCUGCCGACGAGGAGGCCUGCGCCGCGCUCCACGAGGCCGCCCACAGGAAGGCCACGGAGUCCAGCCUGCCUUCCCGUAGUGAGGCAGAGGACAACAGUACGUGUUCAAUCUGCAUGGGUGACAUAGUGGAGAAGACCACCUUGGAGAGGUGUGGCCACUCAUUCUGCCGCUCUUGUCUGGACCAAGCCUUCAAGGUGAAGAAAGCGUGUCCAGUGUGCAGGCUGGUGUACGGCCAGUUGAUCGGGAACCAGCCUGCUAAUGGUACAAUGAUCGUAGAGCGAGAUUCCGAUCUGGAACUUCCUGGUUAUGAAGGAUACGGGUGCAUCUGCAUUAUCUACAGCUUCCCGCCGGGCCUACAGGCGCCUGAACAUCCGAACCCGGGUGUCCGAUACCCGGGAACAGACCGCGUGGCCUACCUCCCCGACAGCCCCGAGGGGAACCGCGUGUUGGGACUGCUGCGCCGGGCCUUUGAACAGCGCCUUAUCUUCACCAUUGGUACCUCCAUGACUACGGGCAUGCAAAAUGUCAUCACCUGGAAUGACAUUCACCACAAGACCUCAAUAUGGGGCGGCCCCCGUUGUUUUGGCUACCCAGACCCCACUUACCUGGUGCGAGUGACAGAGGAGCUCAGAGAGAAGGACAUCACGGUGGACUGACCGCAUCUAAAUGACUCAAGACAUUGUAGGACUUUGCCGAGUGUCCUUGCGCAGGACAUGACUCGGUUCCAGGUUUUGCUCUGAGCCUGGCCGUCCCUUAUUGGAAGGCUGAAGACGAGGCCCUCGGCAGACAGGCUUCUAAUGCUGCAGAAGAGCUCACUUCACCCCACAACUCGUUCCUCUGUUUGCUCAUUUGUCCUUAUUCCAGUGCUACAUGUGGAGGAAAAUACUUUGAGUGCAGUGCAUUCCUGUAUUACAGUUUCCUACCAUUCGCUAAUGCACUUAUUCAAAGGAAUCAUGUUGCAAUUUGUUGUACUUGUACAUUAUUUUGAAAAUCCAAGUUAUCUUGUAAAGAUAAAGUUUGUUUAUUUCUAUUUUGGAGAUUACUUUUUUUAUGCACAAAUUCCUGGUUUUAUCCAGUUAGAUAUAAGAAAAUUACUUGUGUUACAUGGCAAAAUGUCACUGCUUCAAUAGAAAGCCUUUAUUUUCAACCGAAACGCACUGACAGGCACUUUUGUAAGGGAGUAUUUCCUUCUUUCUUUUUCCUCAGUAAAGUCAGAGUCACGGUUCCUCUCUGUGAAAAGCUCCGAGCAAACAGGUUCAUGCAGCCAUCUAUUGUUAUAGUGGCUAUAAGUUGAUGUCAAUUGUUUUCAUUUUUUUUUUUUUUGCUACCCCUCUCACCUAAAUAAUAACAAUAUUAAUCUAUGGCUCACUGCUGACUUUUUACAUGCAUUAGGAUGUUCCCCUGUGGUUUUCAUUCAUUGGUCAAGAUGCCUCCCAGGUUUUGAGCCCAUUACCUCAGUUGUUGGUAAUGAGCUCAUCUAAUUGCCAGAUUUAUGACGAUGUCAAAUAUAAAAGGGCAUGUAGACCACUUUAACCAAAUCAAAGGCACAAAAGCUCUUUAAAUAUCUAUGCCGUUGUCCCUGUCAAGCUGGGAUAUUUUCCUGCUCGUUUUGCCAUUUAAAAUAAGACCAGUGUUAAUUUGUUUCUUUAAAUAGAUAAUCUACACUUUGAAGAAAAACUAAAGAAAAGGUUGCAGGAACAAUUGGUCUGAUGUAGAUUGGGGUGUUGAUCUCAAUUUUGUUGUGCCUUUCUUAUAUUCACUUUUGAUAAUUAUCAAGCAUGUUACAAAUAAAUGGUUAGCAGUUUGUCUGUAUUUUGGUGUUUCUUCAUAGCUAAACCGCAUUAUGUUUGUAGUGUUACUAUCUCACUAUAAGUACUAAUACUACACGGUUCAUGAAAUAUGUCUCUUAAUGUCUAUCAAAUGAACUUCUUCAUAAAUAGGCUCUGGUCCAAACGCUGAGAAACCCAUGUGACGUAUCCAGCUGUGUGAACGUGCUUUGCCAAGUGCAGUAACCUGCUUAGUGGGACAUUUGUUUGUUAAUUUGAAUGGUCAGCUGCGUACAUCAAAUAGCCUCUUUUUGCGUUUUCAUCACCUUUGCAUUUUAGUUAGGGACCAACUUAAAUAUUUCUGGGACAGAUGAUUGUAGUUCCCUAAAGCUACAGUGCAAACAUUUCUAUGCAUUACAUGUCUGGGUAAGAUUUAGGAGAAGAAAUAGGAGAGAUUGAACAGUUUUGCUUUUUCUAAUUGUGUUGAUUCGUACUUUGUUGAUAUUCAGAAUAAUGUGCUUUACAUUUUAAUACUUGAAUAAAAAGUUAUGUUCUGGUUUGUGUUGGAUAUUUAAUGUAGGUUCUGAAUAAACCGGGUACUUCAU
This is a messenger RNA of Pungitius pungitius (ninespine stickleback), 3931 nucleotides long. It is a transcript of the gene dtx3, whose product is annotated as deltex E3 ubiquitin ligase 3. The record is from RefSeq and is a predicted model, not a curated record. Lineage: Eukaryota; Metazoa; Chordata; Actinopteri; Perciformes; Gasterosteidae. Gene Ontology annotation, biological process: protein ubiquitination; Notch signaling pathway. Gene Ontology annotation, molecular function: ubiquitin protein ligase activity. Gene Ontology annotation, cellular component: nucleoplasm. Bases 1107 to 2216 code for a protein of 369 amino acids. The transcript is spliced from 4 exons.